This is a messenger RNA of Striga asiatica, 3039 nucleotides long. NCBI's taxonomy places the organism in Eukaryota, Viridiplantae, Streptophyta, Magnoliopsida, Lamiales, Orobanchaceae. The record is from the annotation of a GenBank genome assembly.
CUCGUUCCCAUCAACACGCGAAAAUAAACCCUGAAAUUCAGACCCCAGUCGUCGGCCGCCAGCCACACUUCCUGUCGCCGACCGCCCGCCCGCUCGUUCCCGUCAACACUCAAAAAGCCCAUUUUCUCCUAGGGUUUUGCUUUUCCCUUCCAAAGAACCCCUCCGGAGGUUAAAUGGCGUCGCUUCCCGAUGCGGACUCAAUAGCAGCUUCUUGCGGGGCCUCAGAAAAGCUCAAUCUUCCAAUGCUGCAAUCCAAGAUGAAAUCCGACCCGGAAGGCUAUAUUUCGGAGCUAAGCCUUGUUUACAAUCAAUUCAAGUCAUCUCUUGAGCUCUAUCAGCAGCAAGCCGCUUUGAAUUUCACCUCGAUGAGUGGAGUAGCCGCUGAUAACACCGUUGCUAAGGAUUUAGGUGAUCGAGCCAUGUUUUUGGCCCACGUUACUCCUUCAUACCCGGAAGAAUUGGUUCAGUUUCCCAAUGAAUUGGUUCAGUUUCUCAAGUCUUCGGCUCAGAACCUUCCAUCACGUCUUAGGGUGCCUGUGACACAAGCUCUGAUUCUUUUGGUCAAUCGAAAGAUCAUUGAUAUCGUGGACACACUUGCGGUGUUCAUGGAGCUCCAGACAGUUGGGGAUAGGACGCUAAAAACUCUGGCAUUUUCUCAUGUUAUUCAUAGCAUCAGACGCAUGAACCAGAAGCAUAAGAAUGAUCCUAGAAACAAGGCACUUCAGAGUAUUUUGUUUGAAAUGCUGCAGCAAGAGGACGAAGCAAAAGCAAAGAGAGCACUUAUGACCUUGUGCGACCUUCAUCGCAGAAAAGUUUGGUUUGACGAAAGGACGGCAAAUGCUAUAUGCACAGCAUGCUUUCAUGCAUCUCCAAGGAUCAUGAUUGCUGCCUUGUCAUUUCUUCUUGAUUAUGAGAAAAUUGAAGGUGAUGAUGAUACUGAUGAUUCUAGCAGUGAAGACGAGGCAGUGACCCCACAGCCUCAUGUUGUACUGAGUAAAGAAGCUAUCUACAAGGCAAACCACAAAGGCACAACAUCAAGCAAAAAGAAAAAGAAGGCAAAAUUGCAGCGCGUUGUACGCAGCAUGAAGAAGCAGCAGCGACUAUCAUCUGAGAACACUAAUUCAAACUACUACUCACCACUAAAUCAUUUGAAAGACGCGCAGGGCUUUGCCGAGAAACUGUUUUCACACUUGCAAUCCAGCAAGGAACGGUUUGAGGUAAAAAUGAUGAUGCUUAAAGUGAUUGCUCGAACUAUUGGCCUUCAUCAAUUGAUUCUACUAAACUUUUACCCUCACCUUCAGAAAUAUGUCCAGCCACACCAACGUGAUGUCAUAAAUCUACUUGCGGCUGCUGUUCAGGCCUGCCAUGACAUGGUACCACCCGAUGCAGUUGAGCCGUUGUUUAGGCAGAUUGUUAACCAAUUUGUUCAUGAUAAAUCACGCCCAGAGGUAGUGUUAUAUUUGUUGAGAUAUAUUCCUUCUAUUGUGAGUGUUUCGUUGAUUACCUCAGUUAUCGUUCCUCAGGCCAUCACUGUUGGACUCAAUGUAGUACGUGAAAUAUGCUUACGCAUGCCUUUGUUGAUGACUGAAGAUCUUCUGCAAGACCUUGUGUUGUAUAGGAAAUCAAACGAGAAGUCAGUUUCGUCAGCUGCUCGUUCACUUCUUACUUUAUUUAGAGAGGUCUGCCCUUCUUUAUUGAUCAAGAAGGAUAGAGGAAGGCAUGCUGACACAAAGGCCAGACCCAAAGCCUUUGGUGAGGUGCAUAUUCCUAGCAAUAUCCCAGGUGUUGAGUUAUUGGAAGAAAAUGAUGAUAUUAAUAAUAGUAGUAGUGAUGAGGAGGACAUAGAGAAUAGGGAUGUUGCCUCCACAGAUGACGAAAGUGACAAGAGUGUUGGCACUGUUGAAGAAAGUGAUAGUGAUUAUGGUCAUGAAAUGGAUGACGACAGUGCUGAAGAUGAUGAAGUGUCCGAGGAAGACAAUAAAAGUGUUGAUGGUAAUGAUGCAAGUGAAAUAAGUGAUGAUGAAGAGUGUGAGGAAUUAUCAGAUGAAGAGCAUGAGGAGUCCAGUUCGAAGAAGAGUGCCAAUGGCAAUGAUGAUAAGUUGAUAACAAAGAAAAGGAAACUUUCUGAUUUCGAGGGACAGCUGGAUGCUGCCAAUAAAAGUCUCCGUGCUUUGAAGAAAUUAGCUGGAGCAAGUGGGAAUGCCUCAUCCAACAUGGAUGACGGUAUUCUUUCUAAUGAGGACUUCCAAAAAAUAAAAGAGCUAAAGGCUAAGAAGGCGGCCAAGGUCUCAUUAACCCAGCAUGGUUUCAAGCUUCCGAGCACAAACGAGCUUGGCUUGAAGAAGGUUGAUGCCGCCAAACUUGAGGUAGGGGUUUUCCCAUUCAGUCAGGCUCACAUACGGAGGAAGUUGACAAAAGAGGAAAAGUUGGCAGUGAUGAGGGAACGACGUGAGGAGAGAGGGAAAUAUCAGUCGAAAACUGCAACAAAACAGAACAAGACUAGUGGUUUAACUAAUAAGCAGAAGGAACACAAGAAAGCUAUGCCUUUAGCUGCAAAAAGGUCCAAGAUUGCCAAGUCUCGCCAAGCGAAGCAGAAACAAAGCAAACGGUCGGGCAAACAGUUCCGUGGAAGGAAAGCAUGGAAAUGAUCUUCUUGCUUGUGCACCUUUAUGGUUUCACUCUUAUUUUUGGUUUUGGAAAUAGGUGAGAGUUAGUAGUAGUAUUUAUAUUUGUGUUGGCAUCCAGACACUGAUUUUCAAAAAUCAGAUUUUUAUUAUUAUUUUUUUGGUUUUUCUGAGAAUUUGGGCAAUGGAUGACUUUUCUGUUGUCAAUCCAUUUGAAUUUUUGUGGGAAUAACUUAAAAGAAAAGCAGGAAGUGUGAUUCAGUGUAAAUGCGAAAAGCUGAAGUUAUAUCCCCAUUUCAGAUUUGUAGAUACCUAACUACAAGCCCGUGAGAAAUCCAAGGAACACAGUUGAUUCGGGGUGGAAAUAAUUCAGCUGUUACCCAAACCAUGAAACAUUCUGUUAACUAUUUCAUUU